Girardinichthys multiradiatus is the source of this 2646-nucleotide messenger RNA. It is a transcript of the gene cers2a, whose product is annotated as ceramide synthase 2a. The record is from RefSeq and is a predicted model, not a curated record. Lineage: Eukaryota; Metazoa; Chordata; Actinopteri; Cyprinodontiformes; Goodeidae. Gene Ontology annotation, molecular function: DNA binding; sphingosine N-acyltransferase activity. The coding region runs from base 474 to 1619 and encodes 381 amino acids. Gene Ontology annotation, biological process: ceramide biosynthetic process. Gene Ontology annotation, cellular component: membrane. The transcript has 11 exons.
UCGGCGGCACGGACUACCCCUCAUAUCCGGACGUCGCUUUAAAUAGCCUGCCUACUAGUAACAUACCUAACUAUAAAAAUCCACGAUGUCACUUGAACUAUCCGGCUGAUCCCUAACAGUAAACCUUAGUUAGCAAACAGGAAAAAAAAGUGAACAACUAAACUUAUUUUCCCUACGUUUAUAUAUUUCUUAAAUCGCGACACAGGAGUAGAUUUUGCGGAAGAAAGUGCGACAUAUUUCCCCCCUAAAUGAAAACGAGUCAAACUUAAUCGCAAGCCAAACUGGCGUUGGAAGGAAACUAGACGGAUUAAGCUGGAGCUGCUUUAAUGGCGAAAUAUUCAUGAAAUCCUCCCAGCCACGACACAGACAGAGGACGAAGAGGAGCAGAAGAAGAAGCAGAAGCCGUGGUGCCGCCCGAUGAUCACAUUUUCAGCCCACAUUUACCUGUCUGUAAACGGUGAAGAGACGAGAGAAUGUUAUCUCGGUUAAGUGAGCUGAUAUGGGCCGACUGGAUCUGGUUCCCAGAAGGCCACGGCUGGGAUGACCUAAAGGAUCACGAUGGCAAAGUUUUCCCUAAAACACGGGACCUCUGGGCGGUAUUCCCCGUCGCGCUGUGCUUCCUCGUCAUAAGACAGAUAUUUGAGCAGACAAUAGCACUUCCUUUGGCUUCUCUGAUGGGAGUGAGAGACAAGCAUCGCAUCUGUGCUUCUCCAAAUCCCAUCCUGGAGUCCCAUUUCUGCAGCAAAUCAAAACAUCCCACACAGAGCUCCAUAGAGGGUUUAAGCAAGCAGACUGGUUCUUCAGUGCGACAGGUACAGAGGUGGUUCAGACAGCGGAGAAAUCAAGAUCGACCCAGCAAGUUGAGAAAGUUUCAGGAAGCGAGUUGGAGGUUUACAUUUUACCUUCUUGCUUUCUUUGCUGGCCUGGCAGUCCUUAUUGAUAAACCAUGGUUCCAUGAUGUAAAAAUGGUGUGGGAAAACUUCCCCAAAAUGCCAUUGUUGCCUUCCCAGUACUGGUACUACAUGAUCGAACUCGGCUUCUAUGUCUCCCUAGUUUUCAGUGUAGCAUCAGAUGUCAAACGGAAGGAUUUCAAAGAACAAAUAGUUCACCAUGUAGCGACCAUCCUCCUUAUCGGCUUCUCCUGGCUGGUCAACUACAUCCGGGCAGGGACUUUGAUCAUGUUGGUGCACGACGCCUCGGAUUAUCUUAUGGAGUCAGCCAAAAUGUUUAACUACGCAGGCUGGAAAAGAACCUGCAACUGUGUCUUCACCGUGUUUGCUGCAGUUUUCAUCAUCACCCGCCUUAUCAUCUUCCCCUUUUGGAUCAUAUAUGCGACAGGCGUGUACCCGUUGACCCUCUACUCCACCUUCUUCGGCUUCUACUUCUUCAACGGGCUGCUGGUGGUGCUGCUGGUUUUGCACAUCUUCUGGACAGGGCUCAUUCUGCGCAUGGUCAUUAAAUUCCUACCCGGAAAUGACAUUGUCGAGGACGAGCGGAGUGAUAAAGAGGAGACCGAGUCAGAUGAUGAAGACGAUGGUGAGCAAAGACAGAAGCCAAAGAACGGCCACAUGCAGAACGGUCACGCUGUCCUCAAUAACAACCACAGGAAGACGGACUGAUUGGACAGAAAGAGACGGGCUGGGUGUAAAGGGUGACAACGGGGCCCUCACACUCAUUCAUAUUGUACAUUUUAGAAAUGCAGUUAGCUCAGAGUGGAUCAUUUGGCCUCUCUGUGGAUUACACUAAAUUAAGUAAGAAAAGUUAGCCAUUGUGAUCUGAUUUGCCUCUGAGCAGCAGAACAACUUUACCUUUCACCCUUUACCAGACCGCCUGCUUGUAGCUUUGUUUCCCUAAAGGAAAUAUUUCCUGAAAGACUGCCAUUGUUUCUGCCGUCCACACACUUCAUUAACACUCUUCUAUGUAUUGAUUCAAAACUUGACCUAUUUCUGCUCUUAAUAAGCGCACUGAUUCCGGGGAUGUCAUGAGCACUACUGUAAAUGUGGAGGUGAUCUGUUUUUUCUCCUAUGGACCAUAAAUCACCUCAAGUCCAAAGUUUUAUUCAGUAAAAAUGUUUUUUUUUUCUGCUGUAGUUUUGCUACUUUGGCUCUUUUCAGUUAAAUGUUGCACCAAUGAGGUGUAAAGCUAAACAAUUGCUAAAUAAUAAUAUUUUAAUAGUGUGAGUGAAGGUACUGAACCUGCCAUGCGAACUGAAAUAUGUCUUUAAAUACUUGCUUUUCUGAGAGGCAGAAUGCACAGAGGUUGUUUUAAAUGUUUGUUUUGUUUGAAAUCUUUAAGUCUUAUCAUUUUCCUUAUUGUUUACUUUUUUUUAGCCCCAUCAAUAGUUUAAAUUUGGGAGCAAUGUGUUUGAGUAAUCUCAAGCAUCCAUUUAUUGUUGGUUUUUUUUGUUUAGGUCUCGAUCAUCUUGAGAUGCACUUUAUGGUUCUUUAGAAGAUCAGUAUUGACUAAAAAGCUAGUAAAUCAUUUUAGUUACAAUGUUUGAUUCAAACAGAUUUCAAACUUGUUUGUUUUGGAGGUCCGAAAAAUAAUUUCCGUUUGGUUUGAUAUGUAUUCUCUAAAAUGUUUAUUUGUUUUGAAGGUUUUUUGGUUUUGUUUUGGAACAAAGAAAGCUGUUAGUGGAUGUGUAAA